Vigna umbellata (rice bean) is the source of this 1275-nucleotide messenger RNA. NCBI's taxonomy places the organism in Eukaryota, Viridiplantae, Streptophyta, Magnoliopsida, Fabales, Fabaceae. The record is from RefSeq and is a predicted model, not a curated record.
AACAUUCAUUUUCUAAUCCCCAUCCUCUCCUCCACAUAACGAUGCCGUAUUGCGACGUCGGAACGCUGCCAUCCUCCCCCGUCGCCGACUCGCAGCUCAACAAUGACAUCAAAAUAUUCUACAGAACUUACGGUGGCGGUCCGACCAAAGUGCUCCUCAUCAUAGGGUUGGCUGCGACGCACGACGCGUGGGGCCCACAGAUCAAAGCACUGACAGGAACCACCGUCCCGAACGACGACGACGACGUCGUUUGGAACGGUGAAGAAGGCAAUGGCGGCAUCCAUGUAUGCGCGUUUGACAAUCGCGGGGUGGGUCGCAGCUCCGUGCCUGUGGAAAAAUCUGAAUACUCAACCAAGAUCAUGGCGAAGGAUGCAAUUGCUUUGUUAGAUCAUCUGGGUUGGAAAAAAGCCCAUAUUUUUGGGCACUCCAUGGGAGCUAUGAUAGCUAAUAAAGUAGCAGCUAUGUUUCCUGAUAGAGUAGUUUCCUUGGCGUUGCUCAAUGUGACAGGAGGAGGUUUUCAAUGCUUUCCAAAGUUGGACCGACAAACGUUCUCUGUUGCUUAUCGUUUCGUGAAAGCUAAGACUCCUGAACAAAGGGCUGCUGUUGACUUGGACACCCAUUAUUCACAAGAGUAUCUUGAGGAAUAUGUUGGAACAGAUAAGAGGAGAGCCAUCUUAUAUCAGAGCCACUUUCUUGGUCUUGCCGGGGUGUGGAGUAUGGUGAAUACACGAAUGGAAUCCAGACUGGAUGUAGUGGAAAUGAUGUUGCAGGAAUUUUUGCAAGAUAAGGCCCACCAGGAAAAUCAGACUCAUGAGUGCUUCAAGCGAUUGGAGGACAUGAUUCGAGGCUUAACCGGGGUGGUCGAAACAUGGUCUUGUAGCCCUACCAAGGGUGAACCUCCUUCAGUGUCACAUAUUGGUCAUGGGUCACGUUGGGAGCAAGAGACAAGUCUCAAUUUGUCUUCUUCCAAAUGGAGGAAUUGGACAUUCUAGUAUUUGUAGGGGCAGAGGCAUAUGGAUGGACUCAUCAUCUUGAACGUUAUUUUCGGUUGAAGGAAGUAAGUGCGGAGGAGUGAAUGCAGGCUGUCAUUGUUGCUUUGGAAAGAAAGGCCUUAAAUUGGUUUCAGUGGUGGGAAUCCUAUAAUCCAAAUCCCACACGGGAAGCCUUCAAGGUGGUCGUUGUCCACUGGUUUCAACCAACGAUGCUUCAAAAUCCUUUUGAAAUUCUGAUUGGUUUGUGUCAAUCGGGUUUAGUGGAAGAUUAUAUUGAGCAAUU